Molecule: messenger RNA, 2170 nt
Organism: Astrephomene gubernaculifera
Lineage: Eukaryota; Viridiplantae; Chlorophyta; Chlorophyceae; Chlamydomonadales; Astrephomenaceae
Source: the annotation of a GenBank genome assembly
AGUCAUGUCGUUGACUGCGAACAACGCCAGCACUUGACAAAAAGGAUAGGCAGGGCAUUGGAAAGGAAACGGCAAAAGGCGCGAACUAGAUGUCAAAGCGGCGACAAGAGGAUGAGCUACCGCCAGCCGCCAAGGAGCGGCGAGGCGAUAGCGAUCGGACAGAACGUCUAGCAUGUUACCUAUCGGGACUAAACAACCAAUUUGCCAGCUGGGUAGCAACCCAAAAGGAAGUGAACCUUAACAAGUUUUGGAUCGAGGGUGUGCGCGACUACCUCCAACAUGCCACAAAGCUCCUGGUCGACUUCCAGGACGUGGUAUCUCCCGAUGGCGUGGCAACGCUGCAGCAGGCAGCUGCAGACGGCAACAAGGCAGUGGCCUCCGUAAGCGGCCGGCCAGCGGCAGCUGCCUUUGGGGCCGCAACCGGGGCCGGCGCCUCACAACCAGCCAGCAAAGCCCCCGCUGCUCCAGCAACCGGCUUCAUGUCGCCUCCCGCAGCAGCAGCAUCCACCUCCGGAGCCGCUGCCUCGGCAGCCGCACCCGCGGCCCCCUCGCUCUUCGGCUCCUUGGCCCCGAAACCAGCCGCUCCAGGUGCCGGCUUCUCCUUUGGCGCCGCAGCACAUGCGCCCUCGUCCGGGGCGCCGGAGAAGGAGAAGGAGGCCGAGGCAGCGGCGGCACCCAAACCCCUCUUUGCGUUUGGUGGUGGUAGCAAAGACACGGCUACAGCAGCACCUAAAGAUGCGGCCGACGGAAGCGGCAGCAGCAAACCCGCGGGGGAUGCUACCGGCAGCGGAGCCUUCCGUUUCGGCGCAACUGCGGGCGAUUCCACGAUCGCGCCCAAACCCUUUGCAUUUAGCUCGGUGCCUAGCGGCACUUCAGCGAACAACGGAAAGCCCGGGGACAACAACAGCAGCACUGCCGCUGCUGCUGCGCCCGCUAUCUCCCUGUUCGGAGCUGCUCCCGCAUCCUCUGCAGCACCAGCAGCGACCACUGCCGCUGGUGCCGCCGCCGCCAGCAGCAGCGGCAGCGGCGCAGCGACUCUGUCCGGAUCCACCUUUGGCAGUGCGGCCGCCACCUUUGCUUUCGGCGCCGCGCCGGCAACGACCGGCACAGAUGCCGGGAAGAAGGAGGGCGCAGGCACUGCGCCCGCGUUUGGGUUCUUUGGGGCACCUGCUGCCACUGGGGGCUCGGCGCCUGCCUUCUCCUUUGGCGGCUCCACGGCCCCGGCGUUCUCGUUUGGGGGCGCAGGGGCUGCGACAGCUCCUGCGGCGGCAGCGGCAGGCGGGGGUGACGACGAGGAGGACGGCGAGGCGGAGGCGGAGCAGGACGAGUGCGCCAAGGGGCCGAGUCUGGUGGUCGACGACAAUGUGGAGAUCCUGUUCCGCGAGAAGGCUCGGCUGCAGUUGCCGGUCAAGGCGGCGGAUGGGAAGCCGGGCUGGGAGGCCAAGGGCGUAGGCCGCCUGUCGGUCCGCAGGGCCAAGACGGAGGGCGCCAAGCCGUACAUUACGCUGUACACGGACGCGGGCCGCUGCCUGUACACGGCCUACUUUAACAAGACCAUGAAGCUGGUGGUAAGCGACAAGAUGAAGAGCGUGGGGCUCACCACUGCUUGGAGCCCGGAUGGACGGUCGCCGCCCGCGUUGAGUUCAGCAUUGUUCCAAAUGGCAGCGGGCAAGAACCGGCAGUUUGAGAAGGUAAUCACCAAGCUUCAGUCGGAGAUGGCCGAGUAACAUGGCGUGCGUGGGGCAGCGCGUGAGAGUUGUGUGAUGUGGUAGUGAGUUAACACUGUCUCGCGCGGGGCUGAGGUGUGUUAGGAAAACUGGCCGCGAGUUGAGGUUUGCGUGUGUUGGGAUUAGAUAUUGGUGGAGUGUAGAUGGGCAUGCGAGGACUUGCUGAACGGUUUUUGACUUUGUUGGAUGCGCGGUUGUGACAUUUCACUUGUGUCUAGUAUUGGAUGGUUGCAUGCGGUUAGGUUGGUGGUGAAGACGGUGGUAGAGGAGGGGAAUUCCCAGGAGGUGUCAAUUGCUGCGUGUUCUGUGAAAGGGGCUAAGGGUCGCACUAGGGUACGCAGGUGGUUAAAAGUCAACAGAACUGUUCACCUUAAAGCACACGCGGGGGCCAUGCUCCCAAGGUGUAACCUGGUUUGGCGAAUGUGCAACUUCCCAGUGGCGGC